GCGGGGCUUGGCGAGGCGAGGCGGGGCCGUCAGCCGUCACGCGCAGCCCCGCCCCCUGGGCGCUGUUGGCCUCCUCCCGAAGGCAACCGAUUCUUGGCGCUGUCUCGGGUUAGCCUCGGUGACAAUGGGGGACCCCAGCAAGCAGGACAUCCUGACCAUCUUCAAGCGCCUCCGCUCGGUGCCGACCAACAAGGUAUGCUUUGAUUGUGGUGCCAAAAACCCCAGCUGGGCAAGCAUAACCUAUGGGGUGUUUCUUUGUAUCGACUGCUCAGGAUCGCACCGGUCACUCGGGGUUCACCUGAGUUUUAUUCGAUCUACAGAGCUGGAUUCCAAUUGGUCAUGGUUCCAGCUGCGAUGCAUGCAAGUGGGAGGAAACGCCAAUGCUUUGUCCUUUUUCCACCAGCACGGCUGUGCCACCAGCGACACCAACGCGAAGUACAACAGUCGCGCCGCCCAGCUCUACAGGGAAAAGGUCAAGUCAAGGGCGUCCCAGGCUGCACGGAAGCACGGCACUGACCUGUGGCUUGACAGCUGUGUGCUUCCACCUUCAUCCCCUCCACCAAAGGAGGAAGACUUUUUUGCCUCUCAUGUCUCUCCUGAGGGGAGCGGCUCAGCGUGGACAUCAGCACAGCCGGAGCCAUCACCUUCAACACCUUGGGUCCUGGGAGCCGAUCCUGGGGAUAAUGAAGGUGCCCCGAAACAAGGACCAAGUGUGGAAGGACUCAGUGCCCCAGCAAAGCCUGCUUCAGAGGUUUCCUCUAUCAUAAAAAAGAAACCAAAUCAAGCUAAAAGAGGACUUGGGGCCAAAAAAGGAAGCUUGGGAGCCCAGAAACUGGCGAAUACAAGCUUUACUGAAAUCGAAAAGCAGGCCCAAACAGUAGAUAGAAUGAAGGAGCAGGAGGACCUGCUGGCCAGGGCUACACCUAAGGAAGAGUCCAUUGUGUCGUCCUUACGAUUAGCCUAUAAGGAUCUUGAAAUUCAAAGGAAGAAGGAUGAAAAACUGAACAUGAAUGGCAAAAAAAAAGCUGAAGUGGAGAGACUCGGCAUGGGCCUGGGCAGUUGCAGGAGCGGCAUUUCCCAUUCGGUGACUUCAGAUAUGCAGACCAUAGAGCAGGAGUCUCCCACCCUGGCCAAGCCAAGAAAAAACUAUCAGGAGGACAAUGAUGAUUCCUAUUUGACCUCCAGCUCCAGCAGGUACUUUGAUGACGCUGUGGAGCUGCGAGGCAAUUCCUUUUCGGACUGGGAAGACAGCUCCGAUUCCUACUGGAGAAAGGAGAGCGGCAGAGAUGCGGAGGCAGCCGGGAAGAGCGCAGGUGCCUCCGACAGACCUGCCGCUCGCCGCAAGCCGGACUCUGCGCCCUCAGAGAGCACGGACGAGGCCCAGAAGAAGUUCGGCGACGCCAAGGCCAUUUCUUCAGACAUGUACUUCGGAAGGCAAGCCCAAGCCGAUUAUGAGACUCGGGCCCGCCUGGAACGACUCUCAGCCAGCUCCGCCAUCAGCUCGGCCGACCUGUUCGAGGAGCAGCCGAAGCGCCCGGCAGGCAACUACACCCUGUCCAGCGUGCUGCCCAACGCCCCUGACAUGGCGCAGUUCAAGCAGGGCGUGCGGUCGGUGGCCGGGAAGCUCUCAGUGUUUGCCAAUGGGGUCGUGACCUCCAUCCAGGAUCGCUAUGGUUCUUAGUCCCUUUCCUGAGAAGCUCCUCUCCCCAUGGCUGGGGACCACGCACGGCACUGGGACCACGCACAGACCAUCAUGCACUUUGGCCACCUUUCCACAUGGUAUAUGCACUCCUCUGCUUUAGUGUUUCUUCUGAGAUAUAGUAAAAGCUUUACGGUUAUUUCUGCUUGGCGUCAGUUCUUGUGGCUGCCCUGUUUUUGCUGUGCCCCACUCUUGCUUUAUCCCUGGAGUCUUCAGCUCCAGCCACCGCUCUCCACUCCCAGACUGGCAGCCUAUGUGGGGAGCAGAGCCCUCUGGGGACCAUGGGCCUAGGACCCCCAGGGCCAGCGAAUACCACGUCGGCCUGAGAAACCUCACAACACCCACUUCGCAUAGAAAGGGGGCCGAGGGAUAAAAACAACAGACGACAAAUGUCUUAGACAGAUUUCCACAGAUCAAGGUGAUUUCAAAAUAAUGUUUAAAGUCAUCUGUCUCUUUGUAAAUUAUUUUGUAUGCUCUAUAAAUUUAAAAAUAUUUUCCAAUGAGUGCUUUUAACAAACCUAGCCUUCCAUACUGCCAAGGUGUUGCUGCUUGAAUCUAUGAAAAAUGCAAGCCGAGAACUCCGUAAGUGUGUCAAGUCAGUACCCUGCACAGAAUUAAGAUUGAAUAAGAAAAAAGGAAACAGCUGUAGGAAAUAAUUCAGAGUAUGGGAAAAUUGUAAUUGGGUGGUUUUAUUCUUUUUUAUCUUAAUCUUGGUUUUCAAAAAGUUACAGAAAUGUGUAAAUCAAUAAAGACAAAUAAUUUGGCUGUGUUUUAGACAGCACUAGAAUACAUUGUUCAACACAGUAAAAUAUAUUUGAAAUUUGAUGAAUCAAAAAAUGUGAUUUCAAAUGAAUAUUUUGUGAUUCUUAACAGCUCAAAUUUGUAGACUUCUAAAUAUAAUAAACAGUUGCAGCAGAUGGUGUUGCCUGCAA
Heterocephalus glaber (naked mole-rat) is the source of this 2631-nucleotide messenger RNA. It is a transcript of the gene Arfgap3, whose product is annotated as ARF GTPase activating protein 3. Gene Ontology annotation, biological process: COPI coating of Golgi vesicle. The record is from RefSeq and is a predicted model, not a curated record. NCBI's taxonomy places the organism in Eukaryota, Metazoa, Chordata, Mammalia, Rodentia, Bathyergidae. Gene Ontology annotation, molecular function: GTPase activator activity.